GAAUGGAAGUACACACAGUUCAUCAGUGCCAGCAGAGGGGGAAAACAGAGCGGUCGGCCCCCUAACCCAACAAACUGUCUGAUUAAAGCCCGUCCAGUUCUUCGAUGCGCAGACCGGGACUGACCGGAGACAAAAGAGGUGAACGCUCAUUGGCUCCGGCCGUGUGCGCCCUGUUGUCCCCCCAGCAAGAGCGGCUCAGCCCCUAUUCACAUGUUAAUAAGCCCCUAUAAAUACUAACAACAGCCACUCAGCGCCAGCAGCACGCCUCAAUAGGAUUGCACAAUAAACACAGGGCGCAUCGCUUCGCCUGUGAGUUUGUUGAUUUUUUUUUUUUCCCCCAAUUCCCCUAACCGGUUCCGUUUGCCAGCUGCCCCUUCGCUGAAGGCGACUCGAGAGGGAAGAAUCGGCAGUGGGAGAAGCCACAUAAGCGGUGAUCCAACCAACAUGGCCCCCUCGGCUCGGCCCAGCAACGCCGGACCAGGCAUGGAAGACGACGAGCCCUACUAUGGGAUCCAGAAAGGGGACAGGAAGACUAGGAAACCUCUGGUGGAGAAGAAGAGGCGAGCUCGCAUCAAUGAGAGUUUGCAGGAGCUGCGGACUCUGCUGGCAGAUACAGACUUUCACUCCAAAAUGGAGAACGCUGAGGUGCUGGAGAUGACGGUGAAAAAGGUGGAGGACAUCCUGAAGAACCGGAGCCAAGAAACAGACACACUCAACCGAGAAGCCAGUGAGAGGUUUGCAGCUGGCUACAUCCAGUGCAUGCACGAGGUCCACAUGUUUGUGUCCAGCUGUCCUGGGAUAGAUGCGACGGUUGCGGCCGAGCUCCUCAACCACCUGCUGGAGUGUAUGCCCCUGAACGAGGACCACCUCCAGGACGUGCUGAUGGAUCUAAUCACAGACACUUCAGGGAGCAACGGCAGCACUUGGCACGGAGGCGGCGAGGCUCUCUGUGCGACCCUGGCUUCGCCCGGAGGAAGGAGUCUAUCGAGCGGCUCGUCCUCGGCCCUCUCCCCGGCCCCCUCCACCGCAUCCAGCGAGGACCUGUGCUCCGACCUGGACGAGACCGACAGCGAGCACAACCAGAGCUCCACAGAGGGCAUGGAGAACAGGGAGGCUCUGAGCAUGACCUACCCUCGGUCUAUGUGGAGACCCUGGUAGAGGGCUGGAUGGGAUACGUUUGGGAUACAUUAAAGCAGGGUUUGUGGGUGGCCUUUAAAAUGUGGUACAGGCCCUCCUGCUGAAUAUAUACAAGAGAAAAUUCCAUCCUAUGAACACUUUCAAAACAACAAUUUUGGGUGAUGUACUUUGCAUUCUGGACUCAUUUUACCCCUGCAGAUAACUGGCCACAUGCAUGGAUUUUCUUCUGGGCCCCCAACAUUGAUGUUCAAUAAUCAAAUCUGUUGAAUAAGAGACAAAGAGAUCAAUUACUGUUCUGACAGCAGCCUUAAUCAACCAAAAUGGAACACAACCACAGAUCACUUUGAAUUUGUGGAGGGACCAUGACUGUGGCUUUUCUCUUCAAGUGUAAAGCCUUUCCUCGGAACUCUGGGAAAUGUAGGAAAUCACUAAGUGGAGCAGAAUAAGACAACACAGUGCAAGCUGAUGUGACAGCAGUUCAUCAGAAAAACAUUCCUAAGUGCUUUGGAUAUUAAAAAAAUGUAAAUCUGAGUGUUAAAAGGUGGAGUUUUCCUUUUUCACACCAGAGAGGUUCUUCAAGCCACCCCCCCCCCCCUUUUUUUCAGGGCCUCCUGAAAGUACCCCCACCCCCCCACCCCCUCUCUCCUCAGUAGUGACUCCUUGGCUGUUGUGAUUUUUCCUUACACCUGAAGAAAGCCUCCCUCUCUCAACACACUUAUAACCCAACAAAGGACAGAAAAUGAACAGUUCAUGACGUUCACACUUGUUUUGUCAAUAACUCUGUGUAUAGGGUUUGUACGAGGAGAAAAGCUCUUUUAGAAGAUUGGCAAUGCCUCUGAUUAAUAUAAAUAUUUCUAUUGUAUUUCAUAAAGGCCUGUAGUUUAUUGGACCAGUAGCCUCCCUCAGAAUGACCACUUUAUGUUGUAAUGAUGUUUAGAAUUGUUUUGCCAUAAUGUCUGAAUUUGCUAAAUAAAAUAAUGC
Molecule: messenger RNA, 2118 nt
Organism: Lates calcarifer (barramundi perch)
Lineage: Eukaryota; Metazoa; Chordata; Actinopteri; Centropomidae
Gene: her13
Product: hairy-related 13
Exons: 4
Coding region: 445-1158 (237 amino acids)
Biological process (GO): anterior/posterior pattern specification; regulation of neurogenesis; regulation of transcription by RNA polymerase II
Cellular component (GO): nucleus
Molecular function (GO): RNA polymerase II cis-regulatory region sequence-specific DNA binding; protein dimerization activity; DNA-binding transcription factor activity, RNA polymerase II-specific
Source: RefSeq, a predicted model, not a curated record